Drosophila eugracilis is the source of this 7067-nucleotide messenger RNA. It is a transcript of the gene rudimentary, whose product is annotated as CAD protein. NCBI's taxonomy places the organism in Eukaryota, Metazoa, Arthropoda, Insecta, Diptera, Drosophilidae. The record is from RefSeq and is a predicted model, not a curated record. The transcript has 8 exons. Gene Ontology annotation, biological process: 'de novo' pyrimidine nucleobase biosynthetic process; L-glutamine metabolic process; L-arginine biosynthetic process. The coding region runs from base 298 to 6966 and encodes 2222 amino acids. Gene Ontology annotation, cellular component: carbamoyl-phosphate synthase complex; cytoplasm. Gene Ontology annotation, molecular function: aspartate carbamoyltransferase activity; hydrolase activity, acting on carbon-nitrogen (but not peptide) bonds, in cyclic amides; carbamoyl-phosphate synthase (glutamine-hydrolyzing) activity.
GAUGUCAAGCACAGCAAACUCCGUUUCAAUAAGGCGGUGAAUUCGGUUGUCGGUCUUUUGAUUCGCUGGACGUGUUAAUUGAGGGUCAAUUUGCGAGUAAACAUUGUUAAAUGUUUAACCAUAUUGAAGCAGUGCGAAAUUUGCCAACUCUGACAACGGUAUCCCGAAACAAACACGAAUAGCAAAAAGCGGCGCUUUAAAACCGAAACUAAAACGUGUUCACAACUACAAGUGCAGCAAAAAGCAGAGAGAGAGAGAGCUUGGAAUUGAUAAUACACGAAAUUAAAUCAAUCCAAGAUGCCCCCUGCAAACUGUUACCUGGCGUUGGAGGACGGCACUGUGAUGCCGGGCUACUCCUUUGGCCACGUACCAUCGAAGAAAUCGGAAGGCGUGGGAGGCGAGGUGGUAUUCCAAACGGGCAUGGUCGGCUACACGGAAGCGCUGACGGACCGUUCGUAUAGUGGUCAGAUCCUGGUGCUAACGUAUCCACUGAUUGGCAAUUAUGGUGUGCCGGCUCCAGAUGAGGAUGAGCAUGGAUUGCCGCUGCACUUUGAAUGGAUGAAGGGCGUUGUCCAGGCCACCGCCUUAGUUGUGGGUGAAGUAGCCGACGCAGCUUGGCACUGGCGCACCUGGAAGACGCUGCCCCAGUGGCUAAAGCAGCACAAGGUGCCCGGAAUUAGUGGCAUCGACACCCGAGCUCUGACCAAAAAGCUUCGUGAGCAGGGCAGCCUGCUGGGUAGGAUUGUCUACGAGGAGCCGCCGGUUCAAGGACUGGAGAAAUCCAGUUUCGUGGAUCCCAAUAUACAAAAUCUGGCCAAGGAGUGCAGCGUGGUGGAGCGACAUGUAUACGGUGAUCCAAAGGGCAAGGGUCCACGGAUCGCUAUUCUUGACUGCGGACUAAAGCUCAAUCAGCUACGAUGCCUGCUGCAACGUGGCGCCUCGGUUACUCUACUUCCCUGGAGCGCUCGGCUCGAGGAGGAGCAGUUUGACGCCCUCUUUUUGUCCAACGGUCCCGGCAAUCCGGAAAGCUGCGACGAGAUCGUCCAACAAGUGCGCAAAGUGAUCGAGGAGGGUAAAAAACCCGUGUUCGGCAUCUGUCUGGGUCACCAGCUGCUGGCGAAGGCCAUCGGCUGCUCUACGUACAAAAUGAAGUAUGGUAAUCGUGGUCACAAUCUCCCCUGUCUACACCGCGGAACCGGACGCUGCCUGAUGACUUCACAGAAUCACGGAUAUGCUGUCGAUCUUGAGAAAUUGCCAGCCGGUUGGUCGGAGCUCUUCGUGAAUGCCAACGAUGGUACCAACGAGGGCAUUGUUCAUGCGAGCAAGCCUUAUUUUUCAGUUCAAUUCCAUCCGGAGCAUCAUGCUGGACCGCAGGACACGGAGUUCCUGUUCGACGUCUUCCUGGAGAGCAUUACACAAAAAGAUGUGACUAUUCCGCAGCUGAUCGAGCAACGAUUGCGUCCGACUAAAAUUGUUAAAGAUCCGUCUCCGGUGAAACCGCGCAAGGUUUUGAUCCUGGGAUCCGGUGGAUUAUCCAUUGGUCAGGCCGGUGAGUUCGAUUACUCCGGUUCGCAAGCCAUCAAAGCCAUGCGGGAAUCGAAUAUCCAGACAGUUCUGAUCAACCCGAACAUAGCGACCGUACAGACUUCCAAAGGAAUGGCUGACAAGUGCUAUUUCCUGCCCCUAACUCCACACUAUGUGGAACAGGUGAUCAAAUCGGAGCGACCGAAUGGAGUGCUCCUCACCUUCGGCGGCCAAACUGCACUCAAUUGCGGCGUGGAACUGGAGCGAGCCGGAGUAUUCGCCAAGUACAAUGUGCGCAUUCUGGGCACACCCAUUCAGUCAAUCAUCGAAACUGAGGAUCGGAAGCUUUUUGCCGAACGAGUGAACGAGAUUGGUGAGCAGGUGGCACCAUCUGAGGCAGUAUAUUCCGUUGCGGAGGCCCUGGAUGCCGCCAGUAGACUGGGCUAUCCGGUGAUGGCACGUGCCGCCUUCUCCCUGGGCGGACUGGGAUCUGGUUUCGCCAACAAUGAGCAGGAGCUACAGAGUUUGGCUCAACAGGCACUUGCUCAUUCUAGCCAACUGAUCGUGGACAAAUCCCUUAAAGGAUGGAAGGAGGUGGAGUACGAGGUGGUGCGCGAUGCCUAUGACAACUGCAUCACCGUGUGCAACAUGGAGAAUUUUGAUCCCUUGGGUAUCCACACGGGCGAGAGUAUUGUGGUGGCACCAUCGCAGACGCUCUCGGAUCGCGAAUACCAAAUGCUCAGAAGCACCGCCCUGAAGGUGAUCCGUCACUUUGGUGUCGUGGGCGAGUGCAACAUUCAAUACGCACUGUGUCCCCACUCGGAGCAGUACUACAUUAUCGAGGUAAAUGCCAGGCUGUCGCGCAGCUCCGCCUUGGCUAGCAAGGCUACUGGUUAUCCAUUGGCAUACGUCGCCGCCAAGCUAGCACUGGGAUUGCCUCUGCCGGAAAUAAAGAACUCUGUGACGGGCAACACGACAGCUUGCUUUGAGCCCUCUCUGGAUUACUGUGUUGUCAAGAUUCCACGCUGGGAUCUGGCCAAAUUCGUGCGGGUUAGUAAGCACAUCGGUAGCUCCAUGAAGAGCGUCGGCGAAGUGAUGUCCAUUGGUCGGAACUUUCAAGAGGCCUUCCAGAAAGCUCUGCGUAUGGUGGAUAGCGAUGUGCUAGGAUUCGAUCCGGAUGUAGUGACCCUUGACAAGGAGCAACUUGCCGAGCAGCUGUCGGAGCCGACAGAUCGUCGUCCCUUCGUUCUUGCGGCUGCUUUCGACUUGGGCAUGUGUGUCAAAGAAUUGCAUCAGUUAACCAAGAUCGACUGCUGGUUCCUGGAAAAGCUGGAAUCGAUCAUGACUCUAUACCGGCAGCUCACCGAAAUCGGCAGUCGAACGGAUGCUGAUUUGCUGUUGAAGGCAAAGCAAUACGGAUUCUCGGAUAAGCAAAUAGCAAAGGCCACAAAGAGCACGGAAUUAGCGGUGCGCCAUCAGCGCCAGGAGUUCGGCAUCCGUCCACAUGUCAAGCAGAUCGACACCGUGGCUGGCGAAUGGCCCGCCAGUACCAACUAUUUGUACAACACAUAUAAUGGAAGCGAGCACGAUGUGGAUUUCCCCGGUGGGCAUACCAUUGUGGUGGGCUCGGGUGUCUACAGGAUCGGAUCCUCGGUGGAGUUCGACUGGUGUGCCGUGGGCUGUCUGCGCGAACUGAGGAAACUUCAGCGACCCACCAUCAUGAUCAACUACAACCCAGAAACGGUGUCCACCGACUAUGACAUGUGCGAUCGUUUGUACUUUGAGGAAAUCAGUUUCGAGGUAGUCAUGGACAUCUAUGAAAUGGAGAACAGCGAAGGCAUCAUCUUGUCCAUGGGCGGCCAGCUUCCCAAUAAUAUAGCCAUGGAUCUGCAUCGCCAGCAGGCUAAAGUAUUGGGCACAUCGCCAGAGUCCAUAGAUUGUGCUGAGAAUCGAUUCAAAUUCUCGCGUAUGCUGGACAGGAAGGGCAUUUUGCAGCCGCGCUGGAAGGAGCUGACCAACCUCCAGUCGGCCAUUGAAUUCUGCGAAGAGGUCGGCUAUCCCUGUUUGGUUAGGCCAUCCUAUGUGCUUUCCGGUGCGGCCAUGAAUGUUGCCUAUUCGAAUCAGGAUUUGGAGACGUACCUAAAUGCCGCUUCCGAGGUUAGUCGAGAGCAUCCGGUGGUCAUAUCGAAGUUCCUCACCGAGGCCAAGGAGAUCGAUGUGGAUGCAGUGGCGGCCGAUGGCAGGAUUCUAUGCAUGGCAGUUUCAGAGCAUGUGGAAAACGCCGGAGUCCAUUCUGGUGAUGCCACACUGGUAACACCGCCUCAGGAUCUCAAUGCAGAGACACUAGAGGCCAUCAAGCGGAUUACUUGCGAUCUGGCCAGUGUUCUCGAUGUUACGGGUCCAUUCAACAUGCAGCUGAUUGCCAAGAAUAAUGAGUUGAAAGUUAUUGAGUGCAAUGUCCGUGUAUCCCGAUCCUUUCCCUUCGUCUCCAAGACGCUGGAUCAUGAUUUUGUGGCCACCGCAACUAGGGCCAUUGUUGGACUCGAUGUGGAGCCACUGGAUGUCCUACAUGGCGUUGGCAAGGUCGGCGUUAAGGUUCCUCAGUUUAGUUUCUCUCGCCUAGCUGGUGCUGAUGUCCAGUUGGGCGUUGAGAUGGCGUCCACCGGCGAGGUUGCCUGUUUUGGCGAUAAUCGUUAUGAGGCCUAUCUCAAGGCCAUGAUGUCCACGGGCUUCCAGAUACCCAAGAAUGCUGUGCUUCUCUCCAUUGGCAGUUUCAAGCACAAGAUGGAAUUGCUACCUUCCAUACGAGAUUUGGCCAAAAUGGGAUACAAGCUGUAUGCUUCUAUGGGAACUGGUGACUUUUACGCAGAGCAUGGCGUUGAUGUGGAAUCUGUGCAGUGGACAUUCGACAAGACUACUCCCGAUGAUAUCAACGGUGAACUGAGGCACCUCGCCGAGUUCCUGGCGAACAAGCAGUUCGAUUUGGUCAUUAACCUACCGAUGAGUGGCGGGGGCGCCAGGAGGGUAUCUUCAUUCAUGACCCAUGGCUACCGCACACGUCGCCUAGCGGUGGAUUACUCUAUUCCGCUGGUGACUGAUGUGAAAUGCACCAAACUUUUGGUGGAAUCAAUGCGGAUGAACGGUGGCAAGCCGGCUAUGAAGACACACACCGAUUGCAUGACAUCGCGUCGGAUUGUCAAGCUGCCCGGGUUUAUCGAUGUGCAUGUUCACCUUCGGGAGCCGGGAGCUACGCACAAGGAGGAUUUCGCUAGCGGCACAGCAGCAGCCUUGGCCGGUGGAGUGACCCUGGUGUGCGCCAUGCCCAACACUAAUCCCUCGAUCGUGGACCGAGAGACGUUCACCCAGUUCCAGGAGUUGGCCAAAGCCGGUGCCCGUUGCGAUUAUGCCUUGUAUGUGGGAGCCUCGGAUGGGAACUAUGCACAGGUUAAUGAGCUAGCCAGUCAGGCCUGUGGCUUGAAGAUGUACCUGAAUGAUACAUUCGGCACAUUGAAACUAAGCGACAUGACCACCUGGCAGAGGCAUCUCUCGCACUGGCCGAAACGUGCUCCAAUUGUCUGUCAUGCGGAAAAGCAGAGUACGGCGGCUGUGAUCUUGCUGGCCCAUUUACUGGAUCGUCCGGUUCACAUUUGCCAUGUGGCGCGAAAGGAGGAAAUCCAACUGAUCCGUGCAGCCAAGGAGAAGGGCAUUAAGGUGACCUGUGAGGUGUGUCCGCAUCAUUUGUUCCUCAGCACUAAGGAUGUCGAGCGUCUCGGUCAAGGAAUGUCCGAAGUGCGGCCCCUGCUUUGCUCUCCAGAGGAUCAGGAGGCUUUGUGGGAGCACAUGGAUUACAUCGAUGUCUUUGCCACUGAUCAUGCACCGCACACACUGGCCGAGAAGCGUUCAGAGCGUCCGCCACCUGGAUUUCCGGGCGUGGAAACCAUACUGCCGCUUCUCCUUCAGGCCGUCAGUGAAGGUCGGCUGACGCUAGAGGAUAUCAAACGGAAGUUCCAUCGCAAUCCGAAAAACAUUUUCAACCUGCCAGAGCAGGCGCACACCUAUGUAGAGGUGGAUCUGGAUGAGGAGUGGACCAUAACUGGCAGCGAGAUGAAGAGCAAGUCAGGUUGGACACCAUUCGAGGGCACCAAAGUUAAGGGACGCGUCCACCGCGUGGUUCUUCGCGGUGAGGUGGCCUUUAUUGACGGCCAAGUGUUAGUGCAGCCUGGCUUCGGGCUGAAUGUGCGUGCCACUCCGGCACAAGUGCAAUCGGAGGCAGCACAGGAUUUGCUGCCCACCGACAGUGAUACAAAUGACACCUUUGCCCGUCUUCUUACCGCCGAGGGAGCCGGUGUAUCCGCACAAGGAUCAUCGACUAAGGUUCACUUUGUUGAUGGAGCCAACUUCUUGCGUCCAACUUCACCUUCACCACGCAUCCGCCUGGACUCCACCAGCAACACUACGCUGCGAGAGUACUUGCAACGCUCUUCCAGUCCCAAUCCUGUGGCCCACUCGCUGGUGGGCAAGCAUAUUCUGGCUGUUGAUAUGUUUAACAAAGAGCAGCUUAACGAUAUCUUCAACCUGGCACAGCUGCUCAAGUCCCGGGUCACAAAGGAUCGUCCGGUGGACGAGCUACUGCGCGGCAAAAUCAUGGCCAGUGUGUUCUACGAGGUGAGCACGCGGACGCAGUGCAGCUUUGCUGCUGCUAUGCUUCGUUUGGGUGGCCGUGUAAUCAGCAUGGAUCAAAUAACGUCAUCGGUUAAGAAGGGCGAGACCCUGGAGGACAGUAUCAAGGUUAUGGCCAGCUAUUCGGAUGUCAUGGUCCUUCGUCAUCCCACUCCAGGAGCUGUGGCGCGCGCUGCAUCCUUUUCCCGAAAGCCUCUGAUCAAUGCUGGCGAUGGCGUCGGCGAGCAUCCCACACAGGCACUCCUGGACAUCUUCACCAUUCGUGAGGAGAUCGGCACAGUCAAUGGCCUAACCAUCACUAUGGUGGGUGACCUGAAGAACGGGCGCACCGUGCAUUCUCUAGCCCGCCUGUUGACCCUGUACAACGUGACCCUGCAAUAUGUGGCACCAAAUAGCCUCCAGAUGCCCAACGAGAUUGUGCAGUUUGUGCACCAACGCGGCAUAAAGCAAGUCUUCGCCUCGGGUCUGAAGGAUGUCCUACCCAGCACGGAUGUGCUCUAUAUGACCCGCAUCCAGCGGGAGCGUUUCGAGAACGAGGAGGAUUACCUGAAAUGCUGCGGUCAACUGGUGGUAACGCCAGAGCUGAUGACGCUAGCUAAGAAGCGCUCUAUUGUCCUGCAUCCGCUGCCGCGUCUGGACGAGAUCAGUCGUGACUUCGAUUUGGACCCAAGGGCCGCCUACUUCCGCCAGGCGGAGUAUGGCAUGUACAUCCGAAUGGCCUUGCUGGCCAUGGUUGUUGGCGGUCGCAAUACGGCGCUCUAAAGUUUUUCCAAGCGGAAAACCUACUCUUUGACUCUCCUAACUGUUUUUUUGUAUACAAUCUUUUAUACAUCACUUACAAAUAUAUUGAUCUAUUCUAUUGA